Cyprinus carpio (common carp) is the source of this 1512-nucleotide messenger RNA. Its product is annotated as mucin-2-like. The transcript has 4 exons. The coding region runs from base 311 to 1147 and encodes 278 amino acids. NCBI's taxonomy places the organism in Eukaryota, Metazoa, Chordata, Actinopteri, Cypriniformes, Cyprinidae. The record is from RefSeq and is a predicted model, not a curated record.
ACCUACACAAACUGCAAUCCCACCUAUAACUACAGCUACAUCUCAACCCAACUCAGAAAUAACCCAACCUCAGAGUACAAAAACAGUUGCAAUCCAGUCUACAAUUAUAACUCAACCGACAUUUACCACAACUGCAAAUGGUACCAAGAAAGUCCAGACCACAACUACAUCCCAACCUAUAUCAACUACAAUCCAGUCCACGACAACAUCAAACCCUGCAACAGCUACAACAGUUAAACUGUCAACAAUUACAACCCAGCAGAUUACAACAGCUACAACUGAGACUAGAACAACUCACUUGGCGGCAUCAAUGCAAUUGACAACAAAUUCACUCCAACCUACCAGUACAAUUCAUGCAGCAUCUGUAUCUGAAAGCAAAUCUACCACUACAACCCAAACUAUAACUCUUACAGUCCCACCCACCACAAUUACAACUCAGUCUACAGCUGCAACUACAUCCCAACUACAUUCCAAACCAACCUUUACAAACCAAAUGACAACACAACAACUUUCAAUUGGUACAACCCAGUUUAUAUCUGCCGCAACCCAACCUACAACAAAUGCAACCCAGCCUUCAACCCCACCUGUAUCCCCUGCUCCAACUCUAACACACACUUCAACCCAGCCUACAACUUCAACUAUACCUGCACCUACAACCCAACCAAAAACAACUGCAACCAACCCUAUAUCUACAACUACUGCCGUAAAUACAAGAACAAACCAUCUUGCCAUCACAACUACAACCACACCUUUACUUGAAACAACAGCACCGCUCACAACUACAGUGGAAGUCAGAUUUUCCAGCUCAGAAAUGUUUGAUUCUUUACUGUCUGACAAAAAUUCAGAUAUCUAUAAAAAACGAGAAGAAAGAGUCAAAAAGGAGUUUGUGCCGAUCUUUAAAAAAGAGUUCCCGUCCUUCUUCAGACUGACAGUGAUUAGAUUCAUAGAAGGAUCAGUGAUCACAGAUAUGAAUUUGGAAUUCAGGAAAGACACUCUUUUGCCAGAUGACAAUGAGAUAAUACGUACUAUCACCAGUGCCAAUACUACAUUUAAUAUCACCAGAGCAGAAGUUAUGCCAAAAGCUGACCUUUCAACUACUUUACCAAUCAUACUACAACCCCGACCAAGCCCACUGAAGCCAAAGUAACCACGCAUCAAGCAACAACGUUGACAACAAAAACACCAACAACAAAAGCCACAAUCAUCACGCCAACAACAAAAGCCACAAUCAUCACGCAAACAACAAAAGCCACAAUUGCCACGACAACAACAAAAGCUGCAAUCGCCACGUCAACAACAAAAGCCACAACUGCCAUGCCAACAACAAAAGCCAAAAUCACCACGCCAACAACAAAAGCCACAAUCACCACGCCAAAAACAACUGCUACAACCACAACAGCCAAAACCACCACCACAACAGCAGUUCCAACACGCCCUCCACCAGUUUUAAACCAUAGAGUUUGUCAUUUUAGUAAUAUUUUUUCCAGACCUUCAAAACACACAAAGUGUGGC